AUGGGUGUUAAGAGCAAGGCUGCUGUAGCUAUCGUAGUCCUGCUGCUGUUCCUGGGCUCCCUGUGGCUCCAGGGAGGUUUGGAUUACCACUGGGACGCUUGUUUAAAAGGUUAUAACCAGCAGAAUAAGCCUCACCAGCUGCACAACAGCAGUGGGGUCGAUGGGGCCCAGGUCCCGCAGGUCCUGGAGGGGUGCCCUGGUCAGACUUUCCAGGUGUCACGACUGGUCACCCACCUGCACGCUGCAACGGCCUACGCCUCGGACGUGCUGCUGCAGCCGUAUCUGUCCAGCUGGGACGAGCUUGUGAGGUUUAUGGAAGCUCUGGGCCCGAUGGUGGGACUGAUAUCCAAAGAGAUAGAAAGCAAGACCUCUGUAAUCCGCCAACUGGCCCUGCAGGCAGAAAAGAACCCUGAAGCGGAGCUGGACUCAGAUGUCCACUCAGUAAACACUGUGAGCACAGAGGCCGGGACUGAGAAUAAUGUGGAGUCCUCACAACACACUGGUGCCUACCACUCUGUGCGCUCCAUGAUCUGGGCGGAGCUGGACCAAGGAGUGGUGAACUUCCAGCACCACACGGAUUCUGGAUGCCGGACUCUCCUGCGUCUGCAUCGCGCUCUGCUCUGGCUGAAGCUCUUCCUGGAGAAGCUGGCUGAGACGCCAGUGGCCGGCCGGCUCAGGAGCCCCUCGGAGCUGUGUCGUGAGGCCUACCAGAGCACCCUCGCCAACCACCACACCUGGUUCGUCCGCAGGGCCGCAGAGCUGGCCUUCAUUGCCAUGCCAGAGAGGGCCUUCUUCUUCAGGCUGGUGUGCGUGCAGGACCAGGAGGAUCUGAGCCGAGUGCUGAACAAAGUGGUUCAGGCUAUUGGAGAGGUUUAUGACAGGACGCAGAAAGCUCUGGAGGAGAAUGGCAUGCUGGAUUUGCCAUAG
Molecule: messenger RNA, 927 nt
Organism: Chelmon rostratus (copperband butterflyfish)
Lineage: Eukaryota; Metazoa; Chordata; Actinopteri; Chaetodontiformes; Chaetodontidae
Gene: gltpd2b
Product: glycolipid transfer protein domain containing 2b
Exons: 4
Coding region: 1-927 (308 amino acids)
Biological process (GO): intermembrane lipid transfer; ceramide transport
Cellular component (GO): membrane; cytoplasm; cytosol
Molecular function (GO): ceramide 1-phosphate transfer activity; ceramide 1-phosphate binding
Source: RefSeq, a predicted model, not a curated record